AUGGGAGACAUAACAAAGACCAUCAACGACAUGAAAAUUUCAUGGACCUCUCUGAUGCCUUCCUUCCUGCGGACCAUCAAGCCCGAGGCCGUGCCGACCCUCAAAUCGGUGAUUGUGGGCGGCGAGAGUAUGCCUCUGGAUGUCUUAAACUUCUGGAGAUGCGGAGGAAGGCAGCUCAUCCAACCCCGUGCCCGCCUUAGGACCGGCGCACGAGGCCAACAUCGGGCGACCCUUGGCUUCGCGAGCUUGGGUGUCAACUCAGCCGAUUGUAACAGGCUCGUUCCUGUCGGAGCCGUUGGCGAACUCCUUGUCGAAGGGCCCAUCCUCGCGCGAGGCUACUUAGAUGAAGCCGACAAGACUGCUGCGGCGUUCAUCGAGAACCCGGUGUGGGCAGACAAGCACUUUGCGCACCAUGCGCCUGGCGGAGUCGGUUCCAGGCGGUUUUACAUGACUGGAGAUCUCGUCCGGCUCGUCCCCGAUGGAAACAUUGUCUUCGUCGGACGUAAGGGAAACCAGGUGAAGCUCAGGGGCCACAGAGUGGAACUCGGCGACAUCGAAAACCAAGCCUAG
Molecule: messenger RNA, 570 nt
Organism: Colletotrichum destructivum
Lineage: Eukaryota; Fungi; Ascomycota; Sordariomycetes; Glomerellales; Glomerellaceae
Product: Putative AMP-dependent synthetase/ligase domain-containing protein
Exons: 2
Coding region: 1-570 (189 amino acids)
Biological process (GO): amino acid activation for nonribosomal peptide biosynthetic process; secondary metabolite biosynthetic process
Cellular component (GO): cytoplasm
Molecular function (GO): phosphopantetheine binding
Source: RefSeq, a predicted model, not a curated record